Drepanopeziza brunnea f. sp. 'multigermtubi' MB_m1 is the source of this 573-nucleotide messenger RNA. RefSeq lists its product as uncharacterized. The record is from RefSeq and is a predicted model, not a curated record. Lineage: Eukaryota; Fungi; Ascomycota; Leotiomycetes; Helotiales; Drepanopezizaceae.
AUGCCUAGUUUCAACGACUUGACGCCUGAGUUCUUGCAAGAGCUCUUCUUCUUGCUCCCACUCAAAGAUUGGAGUGCGCUCAUGUACACUCAAAAGUAUAUGCGCGAUUUCCUGAAGGCCAACGGUAGAGACAUCUGCAACAGAAUCACCCAGGAGAAGUACUCCGUCCAAGCCUCCCUCCUCAACCCUGAUCAAGUCCCCACCGAUGAGGCAACCUGGAUGAUCCCACAGAGCAACCUCAUCCUCAGCGCCGAACACGAAGUGCGGACCUCCAUCCGUGAAGACUCCCAGCCGGCCACUCUGCGCGUCCAAUACCGGCUCUCCGACCCCGGUCCCGCCUUCGUCUACCUCCUCGACAAGUACGCCAUCUCUCUGCGUGUCGCUCGUUACAUUUACACCGACCAGCAGGACUUUGAGAACUGGGUCAAGGAGCAUGUCAUCAAGCACGUCGUCUACGGUUUGAUUGACGUUCGCUUCCAGCCUUCCUCGCUGCUUGACCGUUCCGUCGAGCCCAUUCUUCCUAAGGGAGCUUUGAACUGGUACUACGGUAAACAUGGAGCUUUGAACGCAUGA